This is a messenger RNA of Saprolegnia parasitica CBS 223.65, 458 nucleotides long. RefSeq lists its product as hypothetical. The transcript has a single exon. Bases 1 to 405 code for a protein of 134 amino acids. The record is from RefSeq and is a predicted model, not a curated record. Lineage: Eukaryota; Oomycota; Saprolegniomycetes; Saprolegniales; Saprolegniaceae.
AUGGCUCUGAUGGCGGCGACCACUGCCGCGCUGGAACCGUGCGCGGGCCAAGACGUUGGCAUGGCCAUUAUGGACGCGAUGACGAGCUUGGAAGCCGACGCGUGCGGCCGCGACACCGGCAACGACAACCUCCUCAUGAACGUCUGGACGCACGAGCAAGCGCUGCAGAUUGAAGCGAGCGCCAACUGCGCGCAGUUCUGGACGCUGCUCUCCAACGGCGUCAAGAACAUCGACGACUGCAUUUACGACGCGACGACGGGCAUGAGCAGCUCGCAGUACGCGGCCAUGACGUUUCAGCAGUUUGCCGCCGACCUCGUCGCAAGCACGACUCCGUCGACGCCGAGCCCGACGCCCAACGCCACGGUCAAUGCGACCCACGCCGCCGUGCCCCACAUCUUUUACUAGACUCUUCGUAUGUUAAUCGAUCUCAACUCGACGUCCAGUGGACAACCCGACUA